[Torrubiella] hemipterigena is the source of this 2158-nucleotide messenger RNA. The record is from the annotation of a GenBank genome assembly. NCBI's taxonomy places the organism in Eukaryota, Fungi, Ascomycota, Sordariomycetes, Hypocreales, Clavicipitaceae.
GAAAAAAGCCCGAACUAUUGCUACCAUGUCUAUAGAAGCGGAUGAGGAGGAGGCGCCAUUUCCUUUCCUACGCUUGCCUAUUGAAAUCCAGCGCGCUAUUUGCGCUGACUUGUGCGAGCACUGCGCCUACGCAGACUGUACCUUGAGUGCCCCCAGUGCCCCCGUCUUUUACGAGAUGCAACGUUUUUACGUCUAUGAAGAAGAUCUAUGCAAUCUUUCAAGAUCUUGCCGUGUUCUUCGGGACAUCGCCCAGCCCAUCUUAUAUCAUGUCGUUCCACUCUUUUACAAUCAUCGUCCGGCAAAAUUCUUGCGUACGAUUCUACGCCGCCUAGACCUCGCUGCCAGUGUCCGAGUAUAUACUGGUUUUUAUCACAUGUACUCAGAAGAUGGCGGCUUCACGCCUAGCAUUUCAUACAUACACGAGUACGAAGAAAAAUUAAGAGAAGCGGCUGGGAUAUGUGCUGAGAUAGAGAAGGCUCUUGAUGUGGUUGAUCCUCGUGAUCUUGGUACCGAUGGCUUCCUUGGACAGCCGUUUGAGGGAUCUUGGGUGGAGCGUUCAGCGCAAGUGGCCCAGAUUGACAAUCUCAUUACGUCUAGUUUCUUGGCACUAUGUCCGAGUUUGCAAUUCCUUUGCUUCCGUAUUUCUACGUCCACGUUUGAGGCUGUCAAGUCUCCUACGUUUCAGUAUAUGCAACGACGAAUCGAGAAGACAGGAAGUAUCGGGGUUCAGGGCAACGAAUUUCCGUCCCUUAAGACGCUGGCUAUUGAAUGGCCUUGCCGCAUUACUUCCAAGAGUCUGGGGCUCGAAAAGAUUAGCCUUUUAUUAGACGCCAUGCCCAAUCUACAGCGACUCCUUCUCAUUGGCGCACGAGGGGAGCUUGAGAAUUCUUGUACUACGGUUGGCAAGCUGUCAUGGCCUGGGAUCUCUAAGCUUCGGCAGCUCUAUUUUCUCGGCUAUUGCACAGGCCGGACGCUGCCUGUUCCUUAUGAUGCCAUGCACCAUAUUGUAGAACAGACGUCAGGGAUAGAAAGCUUUGUCUUCCACGCCAUGUCGUAUCUGGAUGCUUGGAUCACGCCGAAUCCAUUCUCUCCCGCUCGCCUGUUGCAGUCUCUUCUCACAGCCAACACACAAUUCGAGACAUUUCUAUCGCUACAAGCUUCAUAUUCCUAGAACCAGACUUGACAAAAGUCACGAUAGGGCCCGUGCUGAGAGAAUUCUCGAACCUUGUGUUUCUGGAUCUUACCGAGCAUUGCUUUUGUUUGCACUGGCUUGAUGGCAAGGAACACCAUCCGACAACAUGUUUAGUAGACACGCUGCUGGUGACGGUGAGACGUCUAACUGUCAAGUUACAUGAUAGGUACCGCGCCGUUCAAGAUGUUAUAGGUCUUGGACAAAACGUGGCUACAGGGAGCUUCCCCCAGCUACAGACCCUCAAAGUGGAAUUUCCAUGUGAAGUAGAUCAUAAACGGGAAGAUUACACGCUGACUCGGACACCUGAAAGAUGUCUGCCUGAUUGUUUUUACUGCGACGAAGACUAUAGCAGUAAAAAGCUGGAAGCGCUGGUAGCCGAGUCACGGCCUCUAAUACUAGCAGCAUUCAGGGAUACAGGUGUAACUGUGACAGUAGAAUGCACGGAAUUCGAUCCAAUUACCUAUCACAUUUAUCAACAUUACUGUUAGUUUGGACCGUGUAUGCCUUACUGCUUUUAUCUGAUAGAACGGGAGCAAUUGUCUCCCCAAGUUGGAGACGCUAGCAGCGCCGUUUGGCUGUAUGGUGUAUGGUGUAUUUCGUUUCUUGAUCAAUAGAUUGGACGUUUCUGACUUUCUUAGAAGCCACGUCGCUGCCCAAUGUUACAUCCUGCGUCGCCAAUCGAGUGAAUGCCAACAGAGGCGAUUGGUGCAAAAUGUAGAUUCCUUACUCCGCAAUAUCGUUCACGAGCAAGCGUUGGAUGGGGGGUUCCGCGUAUCUGCAGCCAGGACUUGCAUUGCAUAAUUUACCCUGCUGAGCUCGACCGAGGUUCGUACCGGAGCGAUCGGAUCCGUUCCCGCAAAGGGCAUUUGCACUGGUUGUGUAUAUGUAUGUACCUACAACAGUUGUACCAAACCUGUACGUAGAGCGCCACCCGUGUUAAGAAGAACUUGGUUUAGUUUAGUGCUG